Messenger RNA from Dermacentor andersoni, 1769 nucleotides. RefSeq lists its product as uncharacterized. Lineage: Eukaryota; Metazoa; Arthropoda; Arachnida; Ixodida; Ixodidae. The record is from RefSeq and is a predicted model, not a curated record.
CCACCAUGAUGCCUUUCUCUUCUUUCACGAGUGUUGUGCGCACGAACACAAUAAGGAUUCACGCAAACUGCGUGCCAAAACCAUAUGCAAGGUGACAAGAAAGAGAAAGUUAACAGACAUCUUGUCGAAAACGUCUGAUCGCGAAGUUUGUAUGACAGCAUCAACUCGCCCGGCUAUCAACACUAUAUGCGCAAUAGCAUUCCUGCUGACCUGCCGUGCGGAUGCUGUGGUUUGAGCAGUAAACGUGAAACUAACGUUAUCCAACAUUUCAUCGAGCGAUGACAAACGCCGACAGGAAAUUUCUCCUUGGUCUUAUCUCGUAGAACAUCGUAGUGUGCCGCCUGAAACAAUAGUGGCGGAGCUCCUCAUAGCGGCAGCGUAGGGAGCCUGCUACACAUAUUAUAUGCGCUCAAGGGCGUACCCGCGGGCGUAUUGAGGCUUCCUGCGCCAGCGUAGUGAGACGCUUGGUAAUUUCCAGGGCGCUGUUCCUUUUGACCAGUAGCAGUUGACUUGUGAGCUGCGUGGCGCCUAUACGUAUCGCAACCGUGUGUAGUAAGAACAUCGUCCGAAGAGUUCAAGUAUUACGCUGAACUUUGCAUUCGCCGUAAAUGCCUUGUCUUUCAGGCGAAACUGCUGAGUGUGUUUUUUUUUUUUUUUUUUUGCGUACCUUUGCAAAUUUGCUUGUCGAGGCAGUGAGCACUUUCCACAGCGGUGGGUGAUGAUGAAGAUGAAAACAGUGAGCAGGUUCCAUAGCGGCGAGCUUUCCUUUUUGUCCGUCUCUGAUUUCACUAAAUAUAUACCUUGAAGAAUACUUUUUAUCCUUCUUCUGAUGCAUCAAUUACCACAUAAAUAUUAAUGAUUUGCUCCACGUUUCCUUUACCUUAUUUGCUCGAUUUCUGCUUUACCGGCGCAUUAUGGGCAUUUGGCGCAGCCUGUAAAUAUCGACAGGAGGAGGGAACAUUCAAUCAUGUCGAGGAGAAAGAGAAAGAAGUCGUUGAUGUUUUGAGCAACAAGAACAAGAUGGCCGACGCUCCCGAGGUGCCUGGCGGCGGCGCCCGCGCCCUUUUCGAGUCUUGCGUGAACUCCCGCCAGUGCCGCCGCAGCAACCCUCUGCUACGCUGCGUGGACUCCGUGUGCCUGUGUCCGAGGCCUCACGUGCUCACGCCGGACGCUCGAUGCUCAGCCCCGCCCCGAGGCGGCAGCGAAGCUCCCGGCCUGCUCACUGUACUGUUCGCCGCGGCACCGACCGCUGCGUUAGUGCUGACGCUGCUCGCGCUGGGUGCGCUGUACGGCUGCCACAGGUGGAAGCGGCGCUCCCAGCGGAGCUCCUCGUCAUCUACGCUGACCGGGGCCGCGGACACUCCCGGAGACCAGCAGUCGCCGCCGCAGCAGCCGUUCGUGCAUCCCGAGAGCCGCGUGAACCAGCGCUUCCUUCGCAGCUUCAUGGCGUGCCACGAGUACAACCGUGCUAGGAGGCUAGGCCUGCCCCUGCCCACCGAGGGCGAGCGGCGACCUCUCGCCACGACGAUGUGCCUCUUCCGCGAAUACACCACCGUGUCAUCGGUCACCACGUUGGCACCCGACGCAGCUGGGGAGCGCAGUGAACGGGGGGCCGCAGCGCAGCGAUUGUGGACGAGUGCCGGUCGCUCGGACGGCGACGCAGGGUCGCCGACGCGAUCGCGGCCACCGUGGUCGUACGAGGCAACGGCGGAUGACCACCCCGGCUGAAGGCAUGGUGGUGCUCGUUAUUAAAAUGCGAUAUUUAUUUC